Molecule: messenger RNA, 1068 nt
Organism: Neopsephotus bourkii (Bourke's parrot)
Lineage: Eukaryota; Metazoa; Chordata; Aves; Psittaciformes; Psittacidae
Exons: 1
Coding region: 1-1068 (355 amino acids)
Source: RefSeq, a predicted model, not a curated record
AUGCGGGACCAGCUUUGUGUGCCGGCUAUCUGCGGAAACAAAAGGCGGAGGGGGAAAGGAGCGGGAGGGAGGGACGGGAGGGAAGGGGGACAAGAGGAGCACCGGGGGGGAGCGGGGAGCAGAGGGGGGGCCGUUAGCUCGCAGCCGGCAGCGACUCGCCGCAAACUUUCUCGCCGGGCUCGGGGAGCGGCGGCCCCGCCGCUGCCGCCCGCGGACCGGGCGCAGCCUCCGCCGCCUCCCGCGCGCCCCGUCCGCUCCGCUCCGUUCGCGCUCAGCCCAGCCCGCCCCGUCCCAUCCCGUCCCGUCCCGCCCGCGCAGCCCCAUCAGGUGCACGGCGGGUGCCGGUGCCCGGGGGGGGGUCCCGCACUCACGGCGGCCGGCGGCUGCUCCGGCAGUUCGCACUGCCCGCUCUCAUCGCCGCCGCCGCCGCUCGCCGCGCCGCGCAGCAAAUCACGGCGGCGCCGGCCCACGGGCCGCCCCGGCACCACGUCAGGCGGCCCCCGCCCCCCGCCGCCCCCCCGCGGCCGCCGCCCGCUCCUGCGUGCGGGCGCCCCCCCCCGGCCCCGCCCCGCCCCGCACACCGGCACCUUGCGGGGCGGCACCGGGCCGGGCGGCGGCUGGACAGCGCUGCCCACAACAAACAUGGAGGAGCCGCCGCCGCCGCCCGGGAGCGGAGCCGAGCAGCGAGGCUGCCCCCGGGCCCCCGCCACGAGAGACAAAAGCGGCCGCGGGGGGAACCGGGGCUCGGGCACGGCCCCAUCGGGUCUCGUCGAUCGCCGCGGUGAGGGCUCGGCUGAGCACAAGUCACCCCAAUGGGGCGCGUUCUGCCCUGACCCGGUGCGUACCCCACGUCAGCAUCACCCGCGUGCAGGGUUCCCGCACCCCGGGUGGGAGAUGGGCAAAGACCGGCAACAGCAGCUCCCAAAGGGAGCAAAACAAUGGGAAGGGAACGCUGCGCACACUGCCACGCUGCCAGCGUCCACAAAACACCAUGAGAUGCCCUGUGCCAGGAGCUCGUCACCCCAACAAGGCACAUUCAGCCCAGAUGAAACGGGUACCCUGCACUGA